Zingiber officinale is the source of this 1099-nucleotide messenger RNA. Its product is annotated as protein YABBY 2-like. The transcript has 6 exons. The record is from RefSeq and is a predicted model, not a curated record. Gene Ontology annotation, biological process: multicellular organism development; cell fate commitment. Gene Ontology annotation, cellular component: nucleus. NCBI's taxonomy places the organism in Eukaryota, Viridiplantae, Streptophyta, Magnoliopsida, Zingiberales, Zingiberaceae. Bases 330 to 884 code for a protein of 184 amino acids.
CCGUAACCUUUUCCCCCACCACCUCCGGCCUUCAUCCCACACCCUGUCCUUCUCCUCUCUCUCUCUCUCAAUUACACCACACAACCUUAUUCCCCAUUUGUUUCUCCAUCCAAUUAAUGCAAAAGAUUAGAAUUAUAUAGCAAGGACAAACAAAAGAUAGAAACAACGAGAAGAAGAGAAGAGAAGAGAAGAGAAGAGAAGUAGAAAUUGAAGCUCCUACUACAUAAUACACAGAUAUCUCAGCUAGGCAUACAUAAACUUGCACCUGUUCCAUGAUCUUCCACCCUUUGUACAUGUAGAUAGCCCCUCUGCAGCCCUUCUAGAGAUCGAUGGCGACACAGAUUGUUCCUGAGCAGGUUUGCUAUCUCCAGUGCAACUUGUGCAACACAAUCCUUGCGGUUAGUGUUCCUAGAAACAGCUUGUUCCACCUUGUGACAGUGCGAUGUGGCCAUUGUGCUAAUCUCCUGUAUGUCAACAUGGGAGCUUUCUCUCAAGCUUUCCCUCUUGAUCAGCAACUGCAGAACUUGGGGUCUCAAAGUAGUAGGAUAGAUCUUGCCUCAUCCUCCAAAUAUGACACGAGUUCUUUGAUGUACUCACUACAUGAUGAUCGACAGAUUAUAACCUUGCAUCCUCCACAGAAGAGGCAACGUGUUCCUUCAGCAUAUAACAGGUUUAUCAGGGAGGAGAUACAAAGGAUAAAAGCCAGCAAUCCUGAUAUCAGUCACAAGGAAGCUUUUGGUGCUGCAGCAAAGAAUUGGGCACACUUGCCUCACAUUCAUCUCGGGCUAACCCUAGAAGGCAGUGACCAGCAAGUGAACAUGGACGAGGGGAUAGGAGCGACGACUGGAGGAGGAGAGCCGAAAGGCCCUGCAGGCUUCUAUUGAUCUCUAUACAUAUAUACAUUAAUUUAUAAGCUGCGAUAGACAAUAGUUAUCGAUCAGCAGAUGUUUCUGAACUGAAAUAGACUUUGAAGCUUGUGAAGUGUGCAUGCCUUUGUGAUUGCUGGCUGAUAUAUGGACGAAUAAGAGGUGUAACUUUCUGAACUUGUCAUUUCACAGAAUCACGCAAUAAAGAGGGGGAGAGAGAGGCUUGUUGUGUA